Molecule: messenger RNA, 5435 nt
Organism: Fukomys damarensis (Damara mole-rat)
Lineage: Eukaryota; Metazoa; Chordata; Mammalia; Rodentia; Bathyergidae
Gene: Xpo6
Product: exportin 6
Exons: 24
Coding region: 277-3654 (1125 amino acids)
Biological process (GO): protein export from nucleus
Molecular function (GO): nuclear export signal receptor activity; small GTPase binding
Source: RefSeq, a predicted model, not a curated record
GGGGGCCCCGAGCCGCUGCCCCCUCGCCGGCCUUCGAGCCCCAUUUCCUGCCUCUCCGUUUCCUUGGUGGAUGCGUCGUCGCGUGGGUCCUCGAUGAGGCGGACCGGGCGGCCCUGCCCUUUCUAGGGCGUCCCCGCGGGGCCAGAGCGGGGAAGGAGUGGUGUUUGCCUGAGCGGGGGACUUCCCGAGCCUGCUGGGACCAUGACCUGAACGGCGCUAGCCCGACGAGACCGAAGCCCGAAAGCCCGCUCACCGGAGCCGCCCCUCCCCGGCAGCAUGGCAUCUGAAGAAGCCUCCCUCAGGGCGUUGGAAAGUCUGAUGACAGAAUUUUUUCAUGAUUGUACAACAAAUGAAAGAAAACGUGAGAUAGAGGAGCUUCUUAAUAACUUUGCCCAGCAAAUAGGAGCCUGGAGAUUCUGCCUGUAUUUUCUCUCUAGCACCAGGAAUGACUAUGUCAUGAUGUACAGUUUAACAGUUUUUGAGAAUCUGAUCAAUAAAAUGUGGCUUGGGGUACCAUCUCAGGAUAAGAUGGAAAUCCGUAGCUGUCUGCCCAAACUUCUUUUGGCUCACCAUAAAACCUUACCUUACUUUAUCCGGAACAAACUCUGCAAAGUUAUUGUUGAUAUUGGACGUCAAGAUUGGCCCAUGUUCUACCAUGACUUUUUUACUAACAUUUUACAGUUGAUCCAGUCCCCUGCAACAACUCCCCUUGGGCUGAUCAUGUUGAAGACAACCUCAGAAGAGCUAGCUUGUCCCCGUGAGGACCUCAGUGUGGCUCGGAAGGAGGAGUUGCGGAAGCUGCUGCUGGACCAGGUGCAGACCGUGCUUGGGCUCCUUACAGGUAUCUUGGAGACCGUCUGGGACAAACACAGUGUUACUGCCGCCACUCCACCACCGUCGCCGACCUCCGGAGAAAGUGGUGAUUUGCUGAGUAACCUGCUGCAGAGCCCUAGUUCAGCCAAGCUGUUGAGCCAGCCAAUCCCCAUCCUUGAUGCGGAGAGUGAGCAUGUCUGCUCCCUGGCCCUGGAGUGCCUGGCCCACCUCUUCAGUUGGAUUCCUCUGUCUGCCAGCAUCACCCCAUCCCUCCUCACCACCAUCUUCCACUUUGCACGCUUUGGCUGUGACACCCGAGCCAGAAAGAUGGCCUCAGUGAAUGGCAGCAGCCAGAACUGUGUCUUGGGUCAGGAGCGUGGUCGGCUUGGGGUCCUGGCCAUGUCCUGUAUUAAUGAACUCAUGUCCAAGAACUGCGUGCCUAUGGAAUUUGAGGAGUAUUUGCUGCGUAUGUUCCAGCAGACUUUCUACCUCUUGCAGAAAAUCACCAAGGAUAACAAUGCCCAUACAGUGAAGAGUAGGCUUGAAGAGCUCGAUGAGAGCUACAUCGAGAAGUUUACCGACUUCCUGCGGCUUUUUGUGAGUGUUCACUUAAGGAGAAUCGAGUCCUACUCCCAGUUUCCUGUGGUGGAGUUUCUGACGCUUUUGUUCAAGUAUACGUUUCAUCAGCCUACUCAUGAAGGUUACUUCUCUUGUUUGGAUAUCUGGACACUCUUUUUGGACUAUCUGACAAGUAAAAUUAAAAGUCGUCUGGGAGAUACGGAAGCAGUUCUCAACAGGUACGAAGAUGCCCUGGUCCUCUUGCUCACAGAGGUGUUGAGCCGAAUCCAGUUUAGAUACAACCAAGCCCAGCUGGAGGAGUUGGAUGACGAGACUCUGGACGAUGAUCAGCAGACAGAAUGGCAGCGGUACUUACGCCAGAGCUUGGAGGUAGUGGCCAAAGUGAUGGAGCUCCUUCCUACGCACGCCUUCUCAACUCUGUUCCCAGUUCUUCAAGACAAUUUAGAAGUUUAUUUGGGAUUACAGCAGUUUAUAGUUACUUCAGGGUCAGGGCACAGGCUGAACAUCACUGCAGAGAAUGACUGCCGACGCUUGCACUGCUCCCUGAGAGACUUGAGCUCCCUGCUCCAGGCCGUGGGUCGCCUAGCUGAGUAUUUCAUCGGGGAUGUGUUUGCCGCGAGGUUCAGUGAUGCCCUCGUAGUCGUGGAGAGGUUGGUCAAAGUCACUCUGUACGGAUCUCAGAUCAGACUGUACAACAUCGAAACGGCUGUGCCAUCGGUGCUGAAACCCGACCUUAUUGACGUGCACGCACAGUCCCUGGCCGCGCUCCAGGCCUACGCCCACUGGCUGGCGCAGUAUUGCGGCGAAGCGCACCGUCAGAACACACAGCAGUUUGUGACGCUCAUCUCCACCGCCAUGGACGCAGUCACGCCGCUCAUCAGCACCAAGGUCCAAGACAAGUUACUGCUGUCUGCGUGCCACUUACUGGUCUCCCUGGCCACCACGGUGCGGCCCGUCUUUCUAAUUAGCAUCCCUGCGGUGCAGAAGGUGUUCAAUAGGAUCACUGACGCUUCUGCUCAGCGACUUGUCGAUAAGGCACAGGUGCUGGUAUGCCGAGCGCUCUCGAACAUCUUGCUGCUUCCAUGGCCAAACCUUCCUGAGAAUGAGCAGCAGUGGCCCGUGCGCUCACUCAACCAUGCCAGUCUCAUCUCUGCACUCUGCAGGGACUAUCGCAGCCUGAAGCCCGACACUGUCGACCCACAGAGGAAGAUGCCACUGGAUGACACCAAAGUUAUUAUCCACCAGACACUCAGUGUCUUAGAAGAUAUCGUGGAGAAUAUCUCUGGGGAGUCUACCAAGUCCCGACAGAUCUGCUACCAAUCGCUGCAGGAAUCCGUUCAGGUCUCCCUGGCCCUCUUUCCGGCGUUUAUCCACCAGUCAGAUGUGACUGACGAGAUGUUGAGCUUCUUCCUCACUCUGUUCCGUGGCCUUAGAGUACAGAUGGGUGUGCCUUUCACUGAACAGAUCAUCCAGACUUUCCUCAAUAUGUUUACCAGAGAACAGUUGGCUGAAAGCAUUCUCCAUGAAGGCAGCACUGGCUGCCGGGUGGUGGAGAAGUUCCUGAAGAUCCUGCAGGUGGUGGUGCAGGAGCCUGGCCAGGUGUUCAAGCCCUUCCUCCCCAGCAUCAUUGCCCUGUGCAUGGAGCAGGUGUACCCCAUCAUUGCUGAGCGUCCUUCCCCUGAUGUGAAGGCUGAGCUGUUUGAGCUGCUUUUCCGGACGCUCCAUCACAACUGGCGCUACUUCUUCAAGUCCACUGUGCUGGCCAGUGUGCAGAGGGGACUCGCCGAGGAGCAGAUGGAGAAUGAGCCCCAGUUCAGUGCCAUCAUGCAGGCUUUUGGACAGUCCUUUCUCCAGCCGGACAUCCACCUUUUCAAGCAAAAUCUAUUCUACUUAGAGACUCUCAACACCAAGCAGAAGCUGUACCACAAGAAGAUCUUCCGGACCACCAUGCUCUUCCAGUUCGUGAAUGUGCUGCUCCAGGUCCUGGUUCACAAGUCCCACGACCUCCUGCAAGAGGAGAUUGGCAUUGCCAUUUACAACAUGGCCUCCGUCGACUUCGAUGGCUUUUUUGCAGCCUUCCUUCCAGAGUUCCUGACCAGCUGUGAUGGUGUGGAUGCCAACCAGAAAAAUGUGCUGGGGCGGAACUUCAAGAUGGAUCGGGACCUGCCCUCGUUCACCCAGAAUGUGCACAGGCUGGUCAACGACCUGCGCUACUACCGACUCUGCAAUGACAGCCUGCCCCCCGGCACUGUGAAGCUCUAGCUGCUGCCAAGGGACACGGACUGCUGCCUGGUCGCCGCACCGCCUCCGCCUCCACUUCUGCCAUAGGUGUCGCCAGGCGAGCCUCUGCCCUGAGCGGUGAGGCUGGCCUGCGCCCUGCACUGACCGUCCUGCCACUGCCCAGCGGAGUGGCUUCAGGUCCAUCGCGCUCUGGUUGGUUCCCAGGGCAUUUGGAGCAGGCGGAGUCAUGGGGCCAGGUACACCGGAGAUCCGCGGGGCUACCUGUGCAGUGCAGGCCUGGGGCGGGAGCACCAGGGACAGCUCGAGACAGUGCCAUCUUCUCACCAUUCCGCCUCCCCACCGGCUGGCCAGAAGCGAUGCCGGGACUGUUUUUGGCCGAGCCUCCCUCCCCAUCCUCCUGGUUGCCUUGGAGUCUCUGCUCUGCCAGGGAUUUGCAAAGACUUUGUUUUUGUUCUUGUUUUCUCAUCAUUCCAUUGUGAUACUAAGAAGUGAAGCUUAAUGAAAAAUAAAUGCUUUCCUUGUUGUUAUAUAAACCUGCUGAAGGAGCUCCUUUCUGACCAGAGCCCUGUGAGGCAAGUGAGGGGCGCCUGACGGGGCAGGCUCACUGGUGUGCGGCCUCUGUGCCCAGUGUCAUCUAGAGGACACCUCUGGAGUGAGGUGAGGACCGGGGCUCCAUUUCUUGCAUUCGGAGGAGGCAUAGGCGCCGAUCCUGGCAGCAGUGCUUCAUGGUGACACCUGUACCCGCCUGCCUGGAAGCCGUCCCCACCCUGCUGCUCUGCGUUGCAGGCGUGGGCUCCCACUCCCCACCUUCUGUGCCUUCCCAGGGUGACCCCCAGGAGCCGUCUGCCGGACCAGAGUGUAGUUGGCCCAGAGAACAGAAAUAGGUAGGGGAGGAAGGAGGAGAGGGUAUGUGAGCCAGGCGUGAGUGGAAAGGGUCCUUGUCCUUGAGCUUUGCAGAGUAACAAAAAUGUCACAGUGGCCAAACAGGCAGAACUAAGGUAGAUUCUGAUGUGGACCUGGCUGGGGGAGAGUUGCUUACCUAAAAGUAAAGGUGUGGACCUGAGAAGGGUGGGCACUGCCUUUUGCUGGAGCUGAGGAAGAAAGGAUCCAUGGGCCGAUGACCUGCGUGGGUGGGACCGGCUUGUGCAGGGCGAGUGGUUGGAGUUCUGGAAGGAGAGGGUUGCUGACUGCUCUUCCAGAGAAAGGAAUUAGCAUCUGAUUGUUCCUGCUGGGGAGCUGGAGGCAGAGGCCCAGGGCUAGAGCUUGUCAGCCUGGGACUGGAACACAGGCAGCAGUUGGGGUGGUAGAGGGAGGGCCGGGAGAAGUGGGCUGAGAUGGGGGCUCUUGUUUAGCAGUGCUGGGGGUGCCCCGCUCUUGGGGGUCUGGGCUCCUCCCCGGUCUCUGGUCUGGGUCUCCUUAGGGGCCACGCACCCAUGGGCCCUGCACCACGCUGGAAACUACCUUCGUGUUCUGACAGUGAGGGCGGGCAGGACAGUGAGCCUUCGGCCCUUUGGGUGGGAAGAGCAGGGAUGUCACCGGGAGCGCUUUCCUGUGGCCUCAGAGUGCCCCUUGCAGGCGUGACUCUCCCAGGAGGUUGCCCUGUCCUUGCCCUGUGUCAUUUACGUCUGCCCAAGGCCAGCUUCUGGUCUCGGAAGAAGAGCCGAUGAGACCCUGCUCCUCACAUGGGCCAGCAGUUUCCUCUGCUGCCUACCUUUAUUCUCAAGCAGUGUGAGAGGGAAUUUUCUACAACAACAUUUGACUUUCUCCUGUUAACUGUUUGUAGAAUCUGUGAAAUAUGCAGA